AUAUUUUGCAGUGUGCCAGUGUUUCAGUGUAUAGUCAGUUCCAUGGCCAUUCUGAGCAGCCAGAUUCAAAGUUUAAACUCAAACAAAACGUUAGAUAGGCACGUGAGUGGGGCAGUGUGGUCAGUGCGGUCAGUGCUGGUGCCGAGCUCGAAUGCCAUGCACCAAGAUGCCCGACCCAAAGGUGUCGGUGCAUCAUCAUCAUCUUCCAAGGCGACAACGGCCGCAGAGACGGCGGCGAAGCAAGCGGCUGAUCAUCAUCGACGACGACGACGACGUCGACGCCGCUGCAGCAGUAGUAGCACAACUACUUCCUCCAACUCGGAUACGGAUUCAGAGAGCUCCACAAGCAGCAGCAGCAGCAGCAGCAGUGGCAGCAGCAGUCGAAGCAGAACCAGCAGCCACAGCUCUCAUUUACCUGCACCGCUGCAGUUAUCCUUACCACUCGCUGCCUCCCACCCGCCAUCACCUAUUCCAGCAGACGCGCCGAUUGACUCGGACACAGAGAGUGAACCGGGCACACCUGUGUUGGUGCCCGUGGAUCCGCAUGCCUGGACCACCGAGGACAUUGCCAGCUGGGUGAAGUGGCUGACGCACAAGUUCAAAAUCGAACCGGAGCCGGACAUCACCCGCUUUCCCAAAGAUGGCAAAGAGUUGUGCCAGCUGACUCGCGCCGAUUUCUGGGUCUGUGCCGGAUCCAGACGCGGCGGCAUCCUGCUGGCCAAGCAUUUCGCCUUGAGUCUUUACCAUGCCACCGGCAGGGAGACAAGUCCCAUGCUCAACGAGGACGAGCCAAAUCCAUACAAGCUGCUGAACGCUGCCUCGCACCGAUUGGUCGCUCAGGGCUCUGGCGGGCAAAUACAGUUGUGGCAAUUUCUGUUGGAGCUGCUCGCUGAUUCGUCGAACGCCAACUACAUCUGCUGGGAGGGCCAAUCGGGCGAGUUCCGGCUCAUCGAUCCGGACGAGGUGGCCAAGCGUUGGGGCGAGCGCAAGGCCAAGCCAAACAUGAACUACGACAAGCUGAGCAGAGCUCUGCGCUAUUACUAUGACAAGAAUAUUAUGACCAAGGUGCAUGGUAAGCGGUAUGCGUACAAAUUUGAUUUCCAUGGCCUGAUGGCCGCCUGCCAGGCGCAGGCACAAGGCUGUGAUCCGGCUAGCAGCAUGAUUAGUUCCUAUAAGCAUCAUCAUCAUCAUCAUCAUUCGCAUCCACAUGCCGCCGCUGGCGGUGGCCCACAUGCGCUGCCCGCGCAGCAUUUGCCACAUCACUUGGCGCAUCAUUCCCAUCAUGGGCAUCACCCGCAUGUACAUCCGCAUCAGCUGCUGCAUCCACAUGCCGCUGCCGCCGCCGCCGCAGCUGCCGCUGGAGAACUCACAUCGCCGGCUUCGAAUUGCUCCAGUUUGGGAUUUCCGUCACCCUCGACAGCCUCGUCGCUGCCCUCACCUGCUCAGGUGUCGUCCGUAUUUGCCGGCCCUGGCGGUUACACAAACGUCGUGUCAACUGCCACGGCGGGCUCCAGCCAGUCGUCAGAGCAAGAGCCCCGAACAUCCACAGCCUCCUCCAAUGUGACCUAUGAGCAGCGAAUUUAAUUGCAAUGGCAAAUGGCCAACCCCAAUUUGUCAGGGGUUGCUUUUUCAUAUGGGGCGGGGGUCAAGCUUGCGCACGGGCCGCCCGCUGCGCACAAGCCAAGCCAGUUGCUGUAUCUCCAUCUCGCUCAGGCCGCCAGGAGUCAUACUGUAAAAAGGUCAUUUCGCUUAAUGCCAGCUACUUUUGGUUUAAUUACGUAAUUUCUCAUAUGUGAUAAAUACAUGGAGCAAUGCAGCCAACAAAAAGAAAAAAAAACACAAACAACAAAAACAAAAAUUAAGGAAAAGGAAGCAAUACAUGUAGAAAGUAUCCAGGAUCUAACCCGGCCUAACUAAUUUGUUACAACGUCUGUUAAAUGUUGCUUUUAAGCCUACAU
Messenger RNA from Drosophila hydei, 1958 nucleotides. It is a transcript of the gene Ets21C, whose product is annotated as DNA-binding protein D-ETS-6. The record is from RefSeq and is a predicted model, not a curated record. The coding region runs from base 43 to 1584 and encodes 513 amino acids. Gene Ontology annotation, biological process: regulation of transcription by RNA polymerase II; cell differentiation. The transcript has 3 exons. Lineage: Eukaryota; Metazoa; Arthropoda; Insecta; Diptera; Drosophilidae. Gene Ontology annotation, molecular function: DNA-binding transcription factor activity, RNA polymerase II-specific; sequence-specific DNA binding. Gene Ontology annotation, cellular component: nucleus.